UAAGUAGUGUUACCUUGGCUCAUCCGGAUUUUAAUGCUCCAUUCAUCCUUGCGGUUGAUGCCUCUUUUGAUGGCAUUGGAGCUGUUUUGUCACAGCUUCCCCCUGAUGGAAGGGUGGCUAGACCAGUGGCUUUUGCCAGUAGGACUCUCUCACGCUCACAGCUAAACUAUCCAGCACAUCGCUUGGAAUUUCUUGCUCUUAAAUGGGCAAUAUGCGACAAGUUUAGCCACUGGCUAAAAGGGCGUCAUUUCACAGUCUGGACAGACAACAACCCAUUAACAUACAUACUAACCAAGCCAAGGUUAGAUGCGUGUGAACAACGGUGGGUUUCCAGGCUCGCUGCCUAUAGUUUCGAUCUGAAUUAUGUUCCUGGUAGCAAAAAUGUUGUCGCUGAUGCCUUGAGUAGAGAACCAUUUGUUCAGUCAUGCAUGAGCCAUCGCAUCGUAACUGAACCAUAUACCGCACUGCUUAACCAGGUGAACGGUAUGAUGGACAAAACGGUCCAAGAUGCGUUUCGUUGUACGAACAACUGUCAGCUGGUUGUUGAGAGCACGGAUGACAAUGCUGAGGUUCCCUCACCGACUCCCCAGACAUUAACGUCACAAGAUGUGUCAGCUGUUCUUGAGGCACAUGAGUCUGGAGGUUUCAGUCAGGCAAGAGCCACUGAUCCAGCUGUCUUGCAACUCAGUGACAUUGAUCAAUCUGCCUUGAUGCCAAAGAGUGAACUUGCUAAUUUACAAGGUCAGGAUGGUGUGUUGGGCCGACUUUUCUAUUAUAUGCAGCGUCACAGGAGACCCACCAGACGUGAACGCGCAAGUGAGUCACCUGGUGUUCUAAACCUGCUGAGACAUUGGCCUAAGCUUGUCAUUAAAGAUGGCCUGAUGUACAGAGUUAAAAAAGACAAACAAAUGAACAUGACAACUCAACAGUUUAUUGUCCCUGACUCUUUAAAAGCCAAGGUCCUCCAAGGGGUGCAUGACUCAGCUGGUCAUCAGGGCCAGGCCCGCACUCUGUCUCUCGCCAGACAGAGAUUCUUUUGGAUUGGGAUGGAACGUGACAUCAUUAACCAUGUGAAGUGCUGUUUUCGAUGUGUGGUUGGUAAAACUCCAGAACCUAAUGACAGAGCUCCCCUUGAAAGUAUUCACACCUCUGAGCCAAUGGAACUGGUCUGUAUUGACUUUUGGACAGCUGAGCUCUCAGAUAGGCGCUGUGUCGAUGUUCUAGUUGUAACAGACCACUUUUCCAAGAUGGCACAUGCGUUUCCAUGCAAAAAUCAGUCAGCCAAACAAGUUGCUCGUCGUCUGUGGGAUGACUUCUUUUGCAUAUAUGGCUUUCCUAAACGCAUUCAUUCAGAUCAAGGAGCAAAUUUUGAAAGUCUUCUCAUCAAAGAACUGCUGGACAUGGCUGGCAUACAGAAAUCUCACACCACACCGUACCACCCGAUGGGGAAUGGCAUUGUUGAACGUUACAACAGAACCUUAGGUAACAUGAUACGAGCACUUCCUCCCCAGUCCAAGUCAAGAUGGCCUCAGAUGCUCCGAAUGCUAACAUUCUGCUACAAUUGCACUGAGCAUGAAACAACUGGGUUUGCACCGUUUUUCCUUAUGUUCGGCAGGAUCCCGCGCCUGCCCAUUGAUGUGGUUUUCCAGCACGCUCUGUCAAAUGGCCCAGUUGUAGACCAUCAUGAGUUUGUCUCCCGCCUCAAACAUGACCUCUCUGUGGCUGCCCGCAUUGCUCAACAAAACAGUUCAUCUGAACAAGCCCACCAAGCAAUGUACUACAACCGCAAAGCUAAAGGUUCUCCUCUCGAUGUGGGUGACAGAGUUUUGGUUGCUAAUCGUGGUGAGCGAGGGAAGAGGAAAAUUGCAGACAAAUGGGAAUCAACAGUAUACGAAGUGGUGUCUGUGAAGCCUGAUAUAAAUGUGUAUUGCAUCAAAGAUCCUGUCACAUCAAGGACAAAGGUUCUCCACAGAAAUCUUCUACUUCCUGUCAACUUUCUCACUGCUGCUGCCGUUUCUGCUGUUGCAGACCAUUCCUCUUGCCCUUCCACAGCGGGAAGUGGACUCUCUGACCCUAUUGUGCCUGAUGAAGUACAGGACAAUGAAACUAAAACUGUGAACUGGCUUUUGCAAAUGGAGGACAAUAGUUGUAUGGAUGAAGUUGUAAAUCACCCUGACUGUGCUUCUGACAUUCCAGUACGUGGUUCCUCAGUGGACAUUGUGUGUCCUACCUCAAGUGAUGUGACCAAGGAUUUGCCUGAACCUGAUCUCCCUGGACCUGUUGCACUGUCAGACUCUCCUGAACCAGUUUCCAACCUUACAACUGCAGCUGUCCUCUCUGAGCCCAUUCAGCAUGAUCUUUCAGCUGAACAUGGUACUGACACAAAACUGGACUUGCCUGCGACUGAUGUUGUUUGCACUCAGCCGUCUCGGCUUUGCACUAGGUCGGGUAGGCCUGUUAAGCCUCCAGCCAGACUUAUAUGUGAAAUGAAUGAACAGGUUGUGGAUGAUUCAAUGUCAACUGUGGACUCUCUGUUUUCCUUUGUAAGGACCAUGUUUGCAGGGUAGAUUUGUGUUGUUUCAAAGUUUUUUUGUUUUGUUUUUUUUUCCUCAGUGACUGCUUUGUAGAGCAAUGGUUGUAUGUCAAAAGGUGUAAAUGGCAUCUUUUGGGUCUGUGUUGGUAAGAGUAAUGGCCGCACUUUUGCUAACAUUAUUCCUCAUGGAUAGUUUUGAACUGAUGUGACUACUAUGUGCUCUUUUUAUUGCACUUUUAUUUUAGUGCUGUGUGUACUUGUUUGAUACAACCCCAUUUUAGCAGAAUUUACAGGGGGUGUAUGUAACAUAGUUAAAAUGGUUCAGGUUAAAUCCUGCUAAAAUGCACCAUCUGCUGGUAAAACGGGGUAUUGCAUUCACCCUAGAAAGAGCGGGGUAUUAUGGGUAAUCCUCAGAGCCAUGAGGAUCACUGUCGAGGAGUUUCUUUCAUGCCAGAGACUGACUUUACCUCGGUGCCCAUGUGUGAAAUGCAGGUAUGAAAUAAAGAAAACAACUGAUGCCAGAUUGAGCUCCUAGUCCUUCAUUUCUGCACCAAGAAGCCACCAGAUCCACGUAGGCCACACUAAGGAGC
Molecule: messenger RNA, 3123 nt
Organism: Xiphophorus hellerii (green swordtail)
Lineage: Eukaryota; Metazoa; Chordata; Actinopteri; Cyprinodontiformes; Poeciliidae
Exons: 3
Coding region: 429-2567 (712 amino acids)
Biological process (GO): DNA integration
Molecular function (GO): nucleic acid binding
Source: RefSeq, a predicted model, not a curated record